AUGGAGGACCCUUUUGUUUCGAGCCCAGACGGGGCUCCGGCAUCGCGAGAACCGCAUCGCUAUUCUUCUUUCGACACGCAACUCUUCACUUUAAACGCAUCGUCCCCGUCGCAGGCCAAGCGAGCCCUGGAAGCGCAUUUAGCAGAAACUGAGCGGCGGCUACAGGAGGCUUCGAAACUAGGAACUUCGCUCAUAAACCAGCAGAAGGAGCUCUCUGACAAACUCAAGGAAGUCGAACAGCAGCGCGAUGAUGGAGAAAUCGGACCCGAACUACGCCAGAAGCUUGUAGAUUUGGAAAAAGAAUACAACGAGAUAGGUCGUGAAAGCGCUCGUGCUUUCCUGGCCCCGAAGCGAGCAAUCAGCGGUGGAGAUGCAACCCCAAGCGUUGAUUUACGCUCGCCCGCAGCGUCUGCCGUAUUCACCAGUCAAGCAAGUGCGUCCCCAUCAAAAGUCAGUGUGCCUUCACGCAAGCAACGCAACCAACCCUCUGGUCGCGUGCACGACAUUGAAUUUGCUACGGAAAUUUCGACAUCACUUCUGGCUCAAGUUCGUCAACUACAGUCACUCCUGGCUGAACGGGAGGAAGCAUUGAAGGCUGCAAAUUUAGAAACUUCAAGGCUUGAACUUGAGGCCGAGGGAUUCACGCAGAGAAUUCGCACUCUAGAUGAAAGUGAACAACGAUACAAAGACGAGAAUUGGAGCCUGGAAACACAAGGCCGUGAACUCAUGGCAGCUGUUAAGGAGGCUCAAGACCGCGAGACCAAGUUAAAUAGCGCUCUGAGUUCUCUAACAGCUGAAAAAAGGGGGGUGGAACGUGAAUUGGAGGAGUUGAAGCAGAACAAUGGAAAGCUUAUGGAAGACCAGGCCGCUGCACAGAAAGCUCAUGACUCUGAAACCCACAUGCUCCGUAGAAACUUGACCAGUGGAGAUGCGGAACGACUUACACUUCAAGCCAAAGUCGAAGAACUGACAAACCAAAAUCAAGAACUCGCCAAAGCAGUUGCAUCCAUGCGCAGCCGUCAUGUAGAAGCGGAAACACCUCGACCCUUUCGACCCGAUGCCGAGGAUUCGGAGCCAGAAAGAGAUACGCCUGAUAAUUCACCGCCUCCGUCACCUAACAAACAAACUCCAAGACAUGGUCAUCUGGAGACGGAGACUCUGCGAAGUUCUUUGGGCCAUGCCCAUCGGAUGAUCCAGAAUCUUAAGAGCAACAUCCAUCGCGAGAAAACGGAAAAAAUUGAGCUCAAACGUAUGUUACAAGAAGCUAGAGAUGAGCUGGAAACUCGCCGACGCGAUAAUGCACCGGGAAGUGGAGCUAAACGCCAGAAAAUCAAGCCUGACACUUUCAAGAAACCCCUUCCCCGGUCUGAUUUGCUUGGUCCAGGUAGAAGGGGCCGUACUGAGAUUACCUUGGAUGAGCCGGACUGGGAGGACCAUACCAGUGAGGCAAGCCCAACUCGCACCGUCAGAUCUAAAGCAUCCCAACGAAUGCGCUCUCCCAGAGGCAACACCGAUGCCAGCGAUGUCUACCAGACUGCUACCGAAGCUGAAGAUGCGUUUGAAACGGCCAACGAACGAGAGACUGCAACUGAGAGCGAAGCAUUUCAAACUGGGGUUGAGAGCAUGGCUGAGGAUAGCAAUGAGGAACUUACUGAAACUGAGGACAGGGGAACUCCCCGUCAAGGCACAUUGCGAGGCCGAAGAGUCCCGUCUCAACUUGCUCUGGCAAAGGCUGGCAACAGGUCUUCUUUCAUGAGCACCGCAUCGACCUCGGAUGAUGAGAUUAGUGAGAUUCACACGCCGGUACAGGCACAGUCUCAACGUCAACGUGUGAAGGCGAACCGGCCUGGCUACAGACGCAUACGGCCGUCUGGCGAGGCACCAAUGGCUUCCUCCAUCCACGAAACGUCUAGUGCUCAAGACUCACCAGUUGGCUCCUUCCAGCAUGAGAGUGCGAUACCCAUGGGUCAAAGCCUCUUCGCAGAACUCGAAGAACUUGGCAGUCCUGGUAGUGAUGGUGAAUUCGGUACACCCAUCCGAUCGACGCACAUGUUAUCCCAGCCAUCAACCCCGCUUCAAAACUCGGUCAUUUUGGACAGAGACAGUUCUCAGGUUCCAUUGUCUAAGCGCCAGUCACAGAUGGUGGACUCUUCUACAAUGACUGAACCGUGGGCCCCCGAAGUUGCAGUAGCAGCAGAACAAGCUCCUACACGUGAUGUGGUACUUGAAAAAUCACUACUGCCCUCGGUAGACUCAUCAACUCAAUACACGCCUACCAAGCUCCAAACUGGGUUAAGUCCUGAUCAUUUGGCAACCGUCCCAACACCGCCAAAGACCAUAUGGGACGAGUCAAUUGGAAUUGGCAAAAAGGAUAUCAAGGAAUUUCAAUCACCAGUCAAGUUUCAGCUGGAUGUUUCAACAAUCAAAGCGGAAGAAACAGCGCCAGUCAACCCGAAGGUUCGCGAAUUAUCAUUAUCAACAAUAUUCAGCCAACAGACCGAACCCAUUGCAGCCAAACCACGAGAGCCCGAGGUGGCGCUCAUACCAGAAAAGACAAGGGAGUCAGAAGUAGUGCAGCUGUCAAUCUCUUCGAUAUACAGCGAGCAGACCGAGCCUGUUUCUUUCCAAUUGGCGUUGCCAGAACCCAUUGUUAUUGAGCAAAAACCCAGCCUUGACACUUCUCCAAAACCAGAAGUCGCCUUUUCGUCAAUAUACUCUGUAAAAACAGACCCAUUGCCAAUCAAGAAACAGACUUCUUCAACAUCACUACCUUUGUCGAUUUCUCCUAUUCAAUCAACUGAGACCUUGCCCAUAGAGCCCGUCAUCCUGGGAGUUACAUCUGCUGCCUUUGUGGACGACUCACUUAACCGACCUGUGUCCGCUGUACGACGAACUGAACACAAUCUAUCACCUCACAAGAAGCCAUCCACCGUUUUCAUCUCAGAGGAUGCGACUAGCGAAACAAGCCUCAGGGAGGGUGUUGAGAAUCAACCCAACGUUCCAAACUUGCCUCUGAAUGACAUUUCUGGUAACAGUAGCUCUAGGGAAGUGAAGAAAAUUACGGUACAAAAUGCCGACCAGGCUGCUCAAACCAUCCUGUCCUCCAAGCAAAUUGAUCAAUUACUGCUGGACCGUGUGGCAGGUCGCCCAUUCACACCAUCGGAAUCAAGGUCGGCAUCCGGUCUAGAUUCAACUUUCAAUUCCCCUGGUGCUACUCCGAAGGCUAAAGCACCCGUUGUCGAUAUCAACUCAACCCCAGUCUCGCAGCUUAGGCGACCUAGUAGCUCUGGUAGCGUUAGAAUCGGUUCUUCAGGAAGCAAUCACCCCCCUCUUCCUGCUGAUCACAGACAGGUCAUUGCUGCCGCACAAACUACUCAAAAUAUGCCAGGCACGAUGGGACCUCCUCUCGCUCCAGCAUCAGCAUAUAAAACAAGCGUACGCCCUAGGACACCUAACGAGAAUUCUACUCAACCCGCCUCAGUUCGAGCUAGGACGAGGCGUGCGAGUCAAACUUCAACCGCGCGGUCAUCUUUGUCUUCUUUUGUCUCCGAGAUUGAUGUCAGAUUCAACAUGCAAGCGGGCGAGUUGCCCCAAGGAAUACGACCUGGAACCGAUCCACGUAUGAUUCAAGCCAUAACCCAAACCAUGAUUGGAGAGUAUCUUUGGAAGUAUACCCGCAGGACAGUGACAGGUGACAUGUCUAAUACCCGACAUCGCCGCUACUUCUGGGUCCACCCCUAUACUCGCACGCUUUACUGGAGCGAUCAAGAUCCGUCUCACACUGGCAAAAAUGAAAGUAGAGCGAAGAGUGUUGCUAUUGAAGCCGUUCGUGUGAUUACGGAUGAUAAUCCAUACCCUCCUGGUCUGCAUCGCAAGAGUCUUGAAGUUCUCACCCCUGGACGUCGUAUCCGGUUUACAGCUCCUACAAGUCAGAGACAUGAGACUUGGUAUAACGCUUUAUCAUAUCUUCUUCUCCGAACUGAUGAUGAACGACCAGAAGACCAGGAAAUGACGGCGGAGGAUGUGGAAGAAUUCAACCCAGGCAUUCGAAGUCAUUCGCGCCAAACUGGCCCCAGGAUGUCUGUGUCAUCGUACCACAGCCUGAAAACGAACACAUCCAAACAACGGGCGACAUCGUCUCUAUCAAUUCGACCUCCAGUAACUCCUGGUCGUGUAUCACCGGCACCCAGCUCACAACAGAACUCAGCGCUUCGCCAAAGCACAUCGUCACGCAUCAGCAGCGUCUUCAAUGCUACAAUCAGAGGAUCCUUUGCAAGCAUUCGAGGAAGACAUACACCAGUUCCUCUUGAUGACCAUGAUACAUAUAACGCGGAGCACGAUAGCGCGGAGGACCUUCGACAAGUCAUUGAACGCCAAGAACGCGAAGCAGACCGUUUGGAGAAUGUUCGUGCUUGUUGCGAUGGUAAGUUUGGCAGCUACAAUGUUAUACGGCUUGAGGAUUCUAUUCUAAUUUCUUAUCUCAGGGAAACACGAUGUCGGAUCAUUGUCGAGGACCAGUCGUUAUAG
Messenger RNA from Talaromyces proteolyticus, 4527 nucleotides. RefSeq names its product putative nuclear migration protein. The transcript is spliced from 2 exons. The record is from RefSeq and is a predicted model, not a curated record. Gene Ontology annotation, cellular component: cell cortex; mitochondrion. Gene Ontology annotation, biological process: establishment of mitochondrion localization; dynein-driven meiotic oscillatory nuclear movement; microtubule cytoskeleton organization. Gene Ontology annotation, molecular function: phospholipid binding; tubulin binding. NCBI's taxonomy places the organism in Eukaryota, Fungi, Ascomycota, Eurotiomycetes, Eurotiales, Trichocomaceae. The coding region runs from base 1 to 4527 and encodes 1508 amino acids.